AUGCCGGAGUUUGUCAACAUUCCCACCUAUACCAAAGUGUUUCACCACGAGCCCUACGCGGCCAUCUCCCCUUCUCGUCCCGAGCUCUCUACCAAGGGCAAAAAUGUUGUCAUCACUGGCGGAGGAGGAGAGAUUGGCGCGGCCAUUGCCCUGAGUUUCGCCCAGUCUGGCGCUUCAAACAUCGCCCUUUUGGGACGUACGGAAGCCACUCUCCUCAAGAGCAAGCAGACGAUCAACGCAACAUAUCCCGAGACAACCGUCCACAUCAUUACGGCUGAUGUCGCCGGCGAGGCAUCGGUCACAGCUGCUCUCAGCAAGUUUGCUUCCGUUGCGGGCAAAAAGCUCGACAUUCUUGUUGCCAAUGCUGCUGUUCUGCCUGAUCCGGGAACGCUGCUGGGAACCGAAUCAUCUCUAUGGUGGUCUGGAUUCGAGAUCAAUGUCAGGGGCCAGUUCAAUCUCGUCCGAGCCUUUGUGCCUCUGGCUGAGAAAAAUGCAACCAUCAUGAAUGUGACGUCUUCCGUCGCCCAGUUCCCCUUUGUCCCCGGGUCCAGCAGCUACCACGGAUCCAAGCUGGCAGGCGUCAAGAUCUUUGAUUACUUGCAUUUCGAGAACCCCGAGCUGAGGGUCCUGCAGUUCCAUCCCGGCGUGGUACAGAGCAGCAUGUCGCAAAAGUCGUUUGAUACUGGCAUUCCGAGACCUACUAUGGACACCCCUUCUCUCCCUGGCGCUUUUGCCGUUUGGUGUGCGAGUGCCGAAUCGGAGAGCCUUCGAGGCAAGUUUUUGUGGGCGAAUUGGGAUGUGGAGGAGCUCAAGGAAAAGGCAGACGCGAUUCAAGGCCAGCUGACGUUUGGCCUUCUUGGCUGGCCAUAG
Molecule: messenger RNA, 870 nt
Organism: Trichoderma virens Gv29-8
Lineage: Eukaryota; Fungi; Ascomycota; Sordariomycetes; Hypocreales; Hypocreaceae
Exons: 2
Coding region: 1-870 (289 amino acids)
Cellular component (GO): cytosol
Molecular function (GO): oxidoreductase activity
Source: RefSeq, a predicted model, not a curated record